Messenger RNA from Arachis ipaensis, 1488 nucleotides. NCBI's taxonomy places the organism in Eukaryota, Viridiplantae, Streptophyta, Magnoliopsida, Fabales, Fabaceae. The record is from RefSeq and is a predicted model, not a curated record.
AUGAGUCAGAUGGGGGCAGAUUCUUGGCAUUCCGAAGAAAUAAAGACACCCCCCAACUCAGAGGAUAAAUUUGCUGAAGUUGAAGAUGACGAUGCAUUUCUUGUUUUCAGAGAAGGAACAAGGUUUAGGGAAAUCCGAUUAGAGGUAGGGAUGAAAUUCAACACAAAGAUGGAUUUUAAGGAGGCUGUGAGGGAGUAUUGCAUCCAGGAAGGUAGGAGAGUUAGAUUCAAGAAAAAUGAUAAAAUACAAUGCAGGGCUUUAUGUAAGGUUGAGGACUGUCCAUGGGUUAUCUAUGCCUCUAAGGAUAGUGAGAGUGUUUGUUGGCAAGUUAAAACCUUCAAUGAUGAUCAUACCUGCCCAAGGGAGACAAAAAAUAGAUUAGCUAACAAAGGGUGGUUAGCUAGCAAGUUGGUCAAGAAGCUUAGGAAAUUUCUGAAUCUGAAGCACUCUGAAGCUUUAACAUACUUUAAAAGUAAAUGUGAUUUGGAGUUGAACAAAUCUUCCCUGACAAGAGCACUCGGAGAUACAAGGCACAUUGUGUAUGGUGAUGCUGCUGCACAAUAUGGGAUGGUGAGAGAUUAUGGUGAGACUCUCCUGAAGUGUAACCCUGGUUCUACUGGGUUUAAGGCAGGAUGCAGACCUCUAAUAGGGCUUGAUGGAGCAUUCCUGAAAACCAGAUUUGGUGGACAAAUCUUGACAGCCAUUGGACAAGACGCCAAUAAUCACAUUUACGUAAUUGCAUAUGCCAUUGUACCAGUGCAGAACACAAAUAAUUGGAGGUGGUUCCUUGAGCUGCUGCAUGAUGAUCUAGGGAGCUACACCCAAAAUGGAUGCUAUUUCAUUUCGGACAUGCAAAAGGUUGAUGUAUUUUUUGUUGCCAUGUUUUGCUUUCAUGAUUCUGUUUCAACAUGCAUAGGGUUUGUUUCAGACAUUGUUGCUGCCAUGUUUUGCUUUCAUGAUUCUGUUUCAAUAUGCAUAGGGUUUGUUUCAGACAUUGUUGCUGCCAUGUUUUGCUUUCAUGAUUCUGGACUAAUCACAGCUGUCCAGGAGGUAUUCCCUGAUGUCCACCACAGAUUUUGUGUAUGGCACUUGUGGAGAAACUUCAAUAAGCAAUGGAAAGACAUGGAACUCAGGGGAUUACUGUGGGAGUGUGCAAGAUCUACCACUCAAGAGGGAUUCGUUGAGGGGAUGAUGAAAAUUCAGAGAGAUAAGAAGGAAGCCUGGGAGUACCUUGCCAAAUGGCAAAGAGAUGCAUGGAGUCGGGCCUUCUUCCCUACCCAACCAAAAUGUGACAACAUCUGUGGCAAGGGUCAUGACAAGAGAAAUUGUGCUAAGAAGAAGGCUGACGACGAAGCUGCAGCUGUGGCAGCUUCUGCAGCUGCUGCUGCUAGUGAAGCUAAUACAGGAAAUCAGCAACAACCUCUCCCUACUGCACCUGAAGUCCCAGAUAAGGGCAAUGCUACUGAGAUUGAGGUAGGCAAUAGUUAA